Messenger RNA from Nanorana parkeri, 1434 nucleotides. It is a transcript of the gene WBP1L, whose product is annotated as WW domain binding protein 1-like. The transcript has 4 exons. The record is from RefSeq and is a predicted model, not a curated record. The coding region runs from base 137 to 1177 and encodes 346 amino acids. NCBI's taxonomy places the organism in Eukaryota, Metazoa, Chordata, Amphibia, Anura, Dicroglossidae.
UAGGCGUGGCCGUGUAUGCCUAGCUCAGUGCAAGUACAAGUUAGGUGGCCUCGGUUGCCUGUGCACAGCUGCAGGGGCUGUGUUUGCUGUUGUGUUGCUGCACGUACAGGAAGGAUUGGGGACAAGGGAUCGGCACAUGAGUAUGUCCGUCCUGCUGUCUCAGGCUGUCCCCAGCAGCACGUCAGGCAGUAUGGAGUCCCAGGAUAAGGAAACAUGCAUUGGACUAAACAAUCAGAGUUACAUUUGUGAAACGGGUCACUGCUGUGGACAAUCCCAGUGCUGCAACUACUACUAUGAGCUAUGGUGGUUUUGGCUGGUGUGGACGAUAAUAAUUAUACUCAGCUGCUGUUGUGUUUGUCAUCAUCGGCGAGCCAAGCACCGUCUUCAGGCACAGCAACGGCAACACGAGAUCAACCUCAUAGCUUACCGCGAAGCGCACAGCUACUCUUCUGUGCCAUUUUACUUCCGGUUUUUGCCAAACUAUUUGCUACCUCCUUAUGAAGAAGUGGUGAACAGACCUCCAACUCCUCCUCCUCCAUACACUGUCUUACAUCAGCAGUGCAUUGCAGCAUGUUCUAGUGCUGUAGCCAUUGAACCCGUUCGAACCGGGCAGCACAGCCAAACAAGUUCUCCAGCUGCAGCAAGUUGUAGUGAAACUCGACCCCCGAGUAUCGUAGAUUGCGAACCUUCAACAACUUGUUCAGAGAGGGUGGCAUUCAAACCAAGCGGCCUUGAGUCUAACGACCCAACCAGUGGUGCUGAGCUGGAUGAGAUGGCAGAUCAAGUGUCCUUCUUAGACAAGGAGUCAAAAGAAUUCUUAAAGGACUACAGCUCUGAAAGCUUUGAUCAGAACGGUUUCUUUGAUGGCAAAGACAAAACACCCGGCAGACACCGAAGAUUUACCGGUGACUCGGGCAUUGAAGUAUGUCUGUGCAGUCGGGGCCAUCAUUAUGACUUUAAAGAACUCGAUGGUUUAAUUGAUGACACAGGUGAAAACUUCUGUGACACCUGCACGUCAUGCGACGCUCACCCCCACAGAGACGAAGAAGAAGGGAUAUUUGAUCAUGCAGAGGUCUCUCGAGAUCUGGAUCAUCCACGACAGCCUUUGAGCUUGCUGAAUACCAUCAAUGAGCAAGACUCGCCAAAUUCUCACAACAGCAGUAGCUCCCGUGGCUAAGGGAUAAUCCGUUCAUGCUGAACAGCAUCAAUGAAUGAUCCCGUACCACAUCCUUCUUUUUUUCUUUUCUUUUUUUUUUCCAUUGUCCUGUUAACAAAAAAACACAAAAAACUUGGUAAAGAUUCUACCGAAGCUGGAGAGAAGACAACAUUAAGUACAUACCCAAUGCUUUAACUGAUGCCUUUCCUAGACAGAGCUUUGGUAUGGAUGACUUUGGUGAUGGAAUAGUAGGACAAUAAAAGCAGAAGCUGGAGCUU